Molecule: messenger RNA, 1461 nt
Organism: Perca flavescens (yellow perch)
Lineage: Eukaryota; Metazoa; Chordata; Actinopteri; Perciformes; Percidae
Exons: 3
Coding region: 63-740 (225 amino acids)
Source: RefSeq, a predicted model, not a curated record
UGAGGCACACAAAACAGAGAAAGGCACACAGCGGGAGGACCACAAAACCUUUUGGGAGCAGCAUGUUAAAACCCCAGCAGCACGGUGAGCUCCUGCACGACCCGCCGGUUUUUGGGAAGCCGUGGUACUGGCAGCGCAGCAGCAGCGCCAUGGCGAGCAGCCGCAGCCUGGCGCACGUCAUCCUGGAGAUGCGCGAUGAAAUCAAGAAGCUGGAGGCGGAGAACCGAGAGCUGCGGGGAGACUACGGUCAGCGGUCACUUAGGGCCAUGCCAGGAGAAGCCAGCCCGGUGUUUUCAGCAGCAGAGCAGCGGGCGGGAAUGGAGGAAAACCCGUAUGUAACCCUGAGGCGAAAUGCGUCUUUGCCAGUCCUGGAGGGACCAUAUAAAGAGAAUGGUGUCAUGACUGUACGAAGGUACUCCAUAAGCUCCAGCUUGUCUGGUGUGACCAUGACCGAGGGAAGGACUGACAGGGCACAGCCGAGUGACUCUGGAUGGGGAAGAUUACAGGAAGAGAUCCAGCAGGAGAAUAGCAUCUUUGGUAACUCAGCCAGAGGAGAAGUAGGACAAGUUACCAACAGGCACUCCCUGCAGGAAUAUGUACACAAAAACAGGGCCAAAGUAAAAACUGUCACAUUCCUUCUACCUGUGGAUGAUAUUUACACCAACCGGCCAGCUCUCACCAAACACCAGGAGGAGCCUAAAAUCACUGAGCUGGCUUCCAUCACUGAGACAGAUUCCUGAGAGAAGCAGCACUUUUAAAGACUUAGGAUGUGGCCAUGAUGAGACAAAAAUGCACACAUGAACCGAGCCUCAAAACAGGUUAGCCUUUUCAUUUAGGUCCGUGUUGAUUGGGCUCUUAAUGAGUGAGCCAGCGGACCGAUUUUAUCACACCUGACCACACAAACAGAAGACUCUGGUUACAGGUGUUGUUUUCAUCCGGCCAUCGCCAUCCAGGCCCGGUUAACAGUGAUAAGACACGGGGCCCUCUGCAGCGAGGAUCAGAUAUCUGGACUCCUCUCCCAACCUGGGGUGUCGUUUCAGAGUAAGACACACACCUGCAGGUGACGGCCCUUUUACGGACAGUUGUGGUCACUGACUCAGGCCUCGUGAGCAAUAUCAGACUCAAUAGUUAAUCAUCUUUGUUUCUUUUCACGAUGUAAACUGAAAUGGGUAGUCAAGGGGCCACAUGUGUGUUUCAAUGUGUCCUGUUUCUCAUGUUCCUAAAGAGUGUGUAUAUAGUACACAUUACACACUGUAGUGUCAGCUUUCGUGUAUGGAAGGCUCCCUCUAAAUAUACCAGUGUUUGGCAUAUUAAUAUGAAAAUGUAAUCAAGGUCCCUUAACAGUCAUUAUAAGCUAUUACAUGUGAUAAUAUGCAGUGUUAUGAAUUGUUUGGCAAAAUUUAAGAAGCUCAUUUAUUGUAACCAUUAAAUCUCAAAAUAAAUAUAUCUGAGUAUUUCUGA